Molecule: messenger RNA, 3022 nt
Organism: Symbiodinium pilosum
Lineage: Eukaryota; Dinophyceae; Suessiales; Symbiodiniaceae
Source: the annotation of a GenBank genome assembly
GUACCAGCAGGCAAAGCAGGCGGAGCCAGACAACCUCAUCAUCGGGAUGAUGGCGGUCUUGGGAAGCGCAGACGUGCCCGAGGGCGUUCGGAGGCAUGACUGUGUCCUCUUGCGCCAGCUGGUGACAAGGGGAGCCGAGAAGGAUUUCGUGUACGCAAGGAUAAGUGAUGCGCACAAGCGGGAGGUUGCUACAGAGCUGCUGCGGCAAUACGAGCAGGAGAAAACACCUUCGAUUCAGAAAAAGAUUGGCGAGGUCAUCUCCAAGCUUGCAGACUACGUUUGCGACACGGACGAUCCGAGAGCAAGCUUGGGUGCUCCGUCGGGAUGGCCUGCUUUGCUGCCACAGGUCUUUAGAAUGGCCAACACUAGCACAGCCCUCUCCGUGGAGAGCUGUGAGUCAGCUCUUCGUUUACUGAAGGACUGCGUGCCCACGUUGAAAGACCAGAUCGUCGCAGCAAAGCAAGAGCUGGGCCAGAUCAUUCAGAAUGGUUUGGCUUCGCCCCAGGUGAAGCACAAAGUGGCGACUUUCCUUUUGGUCUGUGAAAUAGUUACCGAGACGGAGAAGAAAGCAUGGGCUCCGCUUCUUUCCACCGUGAGCGUGCUUGUGCAGGUGCUCACGGCAUUGGCACAGGCCAAGGAGGAGGAGCUCCUGCAAGAGUGCAUCCAGGCAUUUACAGAUGUGGCCACUGUGGAGCCCGACUUCUUCAAGGCUCAGCUGCAGCAAACGAUGGAGCCCGCCAAGUUCAUGGCCACAGUCGCAAGGACCAGGGAGAUUGACUCUGGUCUUCGUGGGCUUGCCAUUGAGUGGCUCGUGAGCUUUGUAGAGAAGAGGGCAAAGUUCCUCAGCAAGUCUGCCCCCGACUUCAUCAACCUUACGCUAGAGUGCUGCAUGAGCCUCAUGCUAGAGGUGGAUGAGUCUGAAGACAAGCUGAAGGAAUGGAUAGAGCGCAUGGACGACGAAGAGGGCGAGGAGGAUGAGGAUGAGCUCUUCCACACCGGCGAGGAGUGCAUCGACCGUGUGGCAGAGGCAGCCACAAUGGAGGCUAUUGGGCCCGGCUUGUUCCGGUUGAUUGCCCAUUUUGCCGCACAGGAAUCCUGGCAAGCGAAGCACGCGGCGCUUGCAGCUGUGAAGCAGACAGUCGAGUAUGUAGAGGAAGAGCAUGUGGAUGAAAUGGCAAAGCUCUUGCUGGGACAUGUUGACCAUCCGCAUCCCAGGGUGCGCUUCACUGCUCUUCAUGGUCUCGGUCAGCUUGCCAACGACCAGUCGCCCCACUUUCAGGAGAAAUCUCACCAGCAAGUCAUGCCGGUGCUGACCAGAAAGAUGGAUGAUCAGGUGGACCGCGUAGCCGCGAUGGCUAUGUCGGCGUUUGUUUCCUUUGGGGAGGAGCUGGACAACUCGCUGAUGCACGGGUAUGCGCGGCCUUUGAUGGAGAAGCUGGUCAUGAAGCUUCAAGGUUCUCAACAUCGGGGGGUCCGAGAGGAGGCCAUCACUUCGAUCGCAGUCAUUGCAGGUGUGAUGGAGCAGGACUUUGUGCAGUACUACGACAGCAUCAUGCCGAUGUUGAAGCAAUUCGUGAUGACUGCGACCAGCAAGAAGGAGAACCGUCUUCGUGGCAAGUCUUUCGAGUGCAUGUCGCUGCUUGGCAUUGCCGUUGGAAAGGAGAAAUUUCUGAAUGAUGCAAGGGAAGCCAUCGGAGCAAUGAUGAACACACAGGUGGAGGCUGAUGAUGUCCAAAGGGAGUACAUCAAGGAGGCCUCCGAGCGAAUCUGCACUUGCCUCAAGAAGGACUUCAAGCCUUUCUUGCAGCCGCUUCUGCCGGGAAUCUUCAGGAAUCUUCGCUUCGACGACCUGAAUGAACAGGCGCCCGCUUCUGGUGGAGCUGAUGACGAUGAUUACAUCAAGGUCUCAACUGGAGAUGGAAAGACCGUCCGAGUCCACAGCGAGAAGUUCCAGGACAUGAUGCAGUCUGUGCAGCUACUGCACACCUUCGUGACGGAGAUGGAGUCAGGAUACUUCGAAGCCAUUCCUGACACGGCCCAGGUGCUGUUGCCUCUACUUUCGGCCACCGACGAUUCUUCCAUGCUUUGUGAGGAGGUCAGGGGAACGGCUCUGCAGGUGUGGGCCUUGCUGAUUAAGUCAGCUAAGCUUGGCGCGCAGGAGAGAGGCCAGGAUAACGUUAUGGCAAAAGAGCUGCUGCAGAAGGGCUUGGAGGCUGCUUUCCAACAGCUUCAGCAGUACCAGGACGCCGAAGUGCUUCAAGAGCUGUCAUCCGGUGUGGCCGAGUGUAUCAAGAACGUGGGUCCUGGUGUGCUUGGAAGCGACGAGGUGCAGAAGCUGACGGGUAGUGUCUUCACACUCAUGGACCAGUCCCUCCAGCGCAGCCACAAACAUGCCAGCGAGCAGGCCAAGGAAAAGCAUGAGGCCAGCGCCCUGCCGCAAGAGCUGCAUGCUGGCGAUGAAGAUGAAGAUGAGCAUGACCUCACUGCAGAGGAGGACCAGCUUCGAAGAAACUACGAAGAGAUCUUGGGAGCGAUGAUGAAGGUGUCUCCGGAACAGUUUUUGCCAUGCCUCUCCGGAUGCGCCCAGCGCAUCCAGCAGUGGGUGGCCACAAAAGAGAACAAGGUGCUGGGUCUGUACUUAGUCUGUGACCUUUUGGAUCACCUGAAAGAGCACUCAGAGAGCGCGUGGCCAAUCUUCAUGCCCAAGAUCUUUGAGUCCAUCCACGACGAAGAUGCUGAUGCAAGGACAGCAGCAGCCUACGCAGUGAACCUGGCCGCACCGCUCGCAAAGUUUGCUGAGGCAACACCGGAGGCAUUCAAACGCCUCGCUGUCGUUGUCGGAAAGCCGAAGCCCAAGAAGCGGGAUGAGAAGGCCAAGGUUGCCAUGGACAACGCGGUAGCUGCCAUGUUGUCGUUGCUGAAGGAUAAGGGCCAGCUGUGUCCUCCAGACAUUCAGGCCUGGGACCUGGUCCUCGCAAAACUCCCUCUGCGAGAUGACUGCGAAGAGGUGCUAAGAAGCUAG